AUGACGAGACGACUGCUCCUCUUGUUGUGGACUUUGCUGCUGCUGGACCCCGCUCUCCAAAGCAGAGUGCGGGUCAGUCCAGACCAGUCACAGUUCUUCAGAGGGGAGAGGCUGAACCUCCGAUGUGUCGCCUCAACCUGGAAAGUGUGGAAAAUGGGUGCAGGCCCCGGGACGCGCUGUGGCGAUAAGUGGGGCGCACAGAGUGGCCCCCACUGUGUUCUCAAAAAUCUAGACGUAAAGGACAGCGGUCAGUACAGGUGUCAGUCCAAGGAUAAUGAAACCUCUGAAACCUCCUCCAUCACUGUCACAGACAAGGUCGUGAUCCUCCAGAUGACCACUCUCCCAGUGACUUCAGGACAAAAGGUCGAUUUGAUUUGUCAACAUUACAUUGCCUUCAAUCUUUCCACUCGUUUCUAUAGAAACACAGUGGCCCUGUCAGGGGGGUCUGCAGGGACGCUGACACUCCAGCGGGUGGCGCUGUCUGACACAGGCCAGUACCAGUGUGAGAUGGGAGGAGUGCGGGCCAAGGGAAUUGACACUGUCACAACAGAGGAUAUGGAGCUGCCGUGA
This is a messenger RNA of Knipowitschia caucasica, 570 nucleotides long. NCBI's taxonomy places the organism in Eukaryota, Metazoa, Chordata, Actinopteri, Gobiiformes, Gobiidae. The record is from the annotation of a GenBank genome assembly.